Molecule: messenger RNA, 1886 nt
Organism: Varroa destructor (honeybee mite)
Lineage: Eukaryota; Metazoa; Arthropoda; Arachnida; Mesostigmata; Varroidae
Gene: Mpp6
Product: M-phase phosphoprotein 6
Biological process (GO): maturation of 5.8S rRNA
Source: RefSeq, a predicted model, not a curated record
UUAAACGUCAGAACGGCAUGUCAAUAGUUCCACCAGUUCGAUUCACAUAUUGUUUGGUUGACGCUUUUCGAUCUGUCAGUGAAAUAUACACCGAAAAGCUCGCUUUUGUUAACUAAAAAUUUUGCGAUUGUGUUGCAUAUCGAGUCAAAUAAUGAAAAAGUGAAAGUCUCUGUUUAUAAGAACUGUGUCUGUCUUCAUUUUUUGGAUUAAAGAUUUCAGUCAAGCUUUUUAUAUUACUACGGAGAACAGUGAAUCUCAAGACUGCAUGUACAUUUACUGUGGGGUUUAGGAAACUUCACCGACAGCCUAUACUAUUUUUUUGCGAUCCAAAUUGAACCAACCGGUUUAAAAGAUUAUAGCUGAUGCCAAGAUGUUUCGUUCGAGUACAGGAAACAGAAAUGCUCAGCUAUCAAAGAAUGUUCUAGAAAUGAAGUUUAUGCAACGCACAAAGGAGAAGUAUGAAAAAGAUCAGUUCGAAGCAAAACAACGAGCUCUAUUCAGCACGAGUCUCACUCAGAAGCUUGAGGGGAAACAAGCCACGCAGAAACGUUUCAUUCACGAACGAAGUUUCGUCCCUUGCGCAGACUUGGUAGCUGGCAGAAUGUCUUUCAAAGGCCGCAACCCCUUGAUAGAGAAACUUACUGCACAAGAGGAGACCGAAGAUCCCCAUUUCGGCGAAAUGGGCGGAAUAGACGAUGUGGAAUUUGCAGAAAGGUACUCGAGCACAGUGGAUACUAUGAGUAAAAAAUUUAUACGAAAACGAGACCGUUCGCAAGCAUCCAUAGAGAAGGCUUCAGAAAAGAAGAAAUUAAAAAAACCACGGAUAGAUGAUAACUAAACAAGUCUGUUUUUUCGUUUCCAACGCAGUUAUCAUAUGUAUAUAACGUUAGAGUAAGCUUAACAUAUAUCAUAUGCGCGAUUGUGAGCGAACAAUCGACACCGAUAUAAAUUUUAAAUAAAUAUCGGUCAUGACGCGCCUCACAUACUUAUCAAUCCUAAAAACACAGGGUUCGGUUACCAUCUUUGCACUGCAAAUGAUGUGCAGAGCUUUUGAAAUAUACGAUAUUAUAUACAGUUAUACUUCAAACACAGUUUAUGGUUGACUCUCUUUAGUCCUUUUAGUAUUGUCAAACUCUAGCCUAAGUUUGAUCUGGUUCUCAACUGAAUUAAUAAUAGAUCAACAGAGCUUCUGUGAUUACAGAAAGAGUAAUCAAGCAAGCGUGUGCUGUCAUUCUUCAGAAGCCAAAGAUGAGUUUGAAGAUUUGCGUGGAAUGAUGCGUUAGGCUAUAAAGCAAAAUAAAACGUGUCAAAGGAUUAGAUAGUACUAAAUGUACAGAAGAAAAAUGUAUGCCACGGUUCUUGCAACUGGGUUUCAAGUUAAUCACCCUUCUACUCAUAAGAAUAUUGCUCGUCUUUUUUCUAAGGAAGUGAAUGAUAUGCUUUGGUUCACAUGUUGAUUACAAACUGGGAUAAUCAGCUCGCCGUCCUGUCAUUUUAGGAUUCCCGUUUCCUGGUUACAAAUCUCUCAUUACUUAUAGCAUUUUUUUAGAGAAGUACACAUGUAUGUUUUAGAUACAUGGUGCACAUCUAAAGUUGAAAAAAAUCUAAGACUACAUUUAAAUAAAAACAAAUGUUUCAACGAAAUUCUUUGCAUGUGUCAAUAGUUCCAUUCCUGACGGUGCCACUUAUUUAAUAGAGACACAAUUAACCGCGACUACAGACUCUGUUCAGGACUUAAACUAUUCACUAAUUAUUUUCGAAGAGUAUUCGCUCUUUAACCCGCAAAUAACUUUCUAUUAAUAACAACGCAAUGUUCGUAGGUGCAAACUUAGGUUCCUUUCAAAAAAUUAUGCUUCAUAAUAAAAAUUCCAGAAAAAUUCAGUUUU